GCUCAAUACACCACAAAAUAAAGCCACGCCUCAAGCAUGAUUAUCUAUUCAAAUGAUCCAACAAAGAAGUAAAGAAACCAUCAACAACUUUCAAAAACUCUAUUAGAAUAUCAUGGCAAAACACCAUGUUCUAGUUAUACCUUAUCCCGCAUAAGGCCAUGUAAUUCCUACAAUGGAGCUUGCUCAACGCUUAGUCAAAGAUGGUCUCAAAGUCACUUUCGUAAACACAGAGGCUAUUCACAAAGUCGUAACAAGCAACUUGGUACAAAAUGAUGGUUCUAUGGAUCUAAUGAAUAUGGUUUCAAUCCCUGAUGGAUUAGAACCAUGGGAGAACAGGAAUGACCAAAGUAAGUUAGCCAAAUCGAUAGUAGAGUCUAUGCCUAGCAAGUUGGAAGAACUUGUAGAGAUGAUUAACAAAAAAGAUAGCAACAAAGUGACAUGUAUUAUUGCUGAUGAUUCCAUGGGAUGGGCCUUACGAGUUGCAAAGAAAAUGGGAAUGAAAAGAGCAGCCUUCUGGCCUGCCGCAGCUACUACACUAGCCACCAUGAUGUGCUCCCAGAAGUUGAUUGAUGAUAAAGUCAUAAACAAAGAUGGUACACCUCUAAAUGAUGAUAUGAUUCACCUCUCAGACUCCAUGCCACCUAUAAAACCCUCUAAUCUCCCCUGGAUGUCAGCUGGUGACGUGACCACAAUUGAACUUUCUUUUCAAUUUGCAAUAGGAGUUGCAGAAGGUGCCAUGUUAGCAGAAAGGGUAAUAUGCAACUCAAGUGUCGAGUUAGAGCCUGCAACCUUCAACCAGUUCCCACAGUUGUUGCCGAUAGGCCCUUUGUUAGCAAGCAACCGACUUGCUAACCAAACAGGCCAUUUCUGGCAAGAAGACUCCACCUGCUUAAAAUGGCUUGAUCAACAACCAGCAUGUUCAGUCAUUUAUAUAGCAUUUGGGAGUAUCACUAUUUUGAACCAAAAGCAGUUUAAAGAACUUGCACUUGGUCUUGAACAUAGUUGCAAAUCCUUCUUAUGGGUUGUGAGAACAGGCAUGGUAAAAGAGACUACAACAACUUUCCCAUAUGGAUAUGUUGAAAGAGUUGAAUCUCGUGGAAAAAUUGUUAGUUGGGCACCUCAACAGAAGGUCUUAGCGCAUCCUUCAGUAGCUUGCUUCAUGACUCACUGUGGUUGGAACUCUAGUUUAGAAGGGGUGAUCAAUGGUCUCCCUUUCUUGUGUUGGCCAUACUUUACCGAUCAAAUUCUCAAUGAAACUAUCAUUUGUGAAAUAUGGAAGACUGGGUUGGGGUUCAGAAAAGAUGAGCAGGGAGUUAUCAGUAAAGAGGAAAUAAAAAUUAAGGUAGAACAGCUCUUCAGGGACGAAUCAUUCAAAGAUAAGGCGUUAGAAAUUAAACACAAGGUUACAAGCAGUGUCAAUCCAGGAGGACUCUCGCAUCAAAACCUUUGCAAUUUCAUUGAGUGGAUACAAGAGAACCAUGCAUAUGCAAAUGACCAAAGCGGGUCUGUGUAAACAAAAAAAUAUCGAGUAUGGCAUUUGGCGUAUUUAGCUUUUGCCUGUAUUUGGAAUUGAUGUUCGUGUAUUCAUGUCUUGCAUUCUUAAAUAAAAAUACAAAAAAAAAUAAUUUUAUAU
Messenger RNA from Lactuca virosa, 1633 nucleotides. The record is from the annotation of a GenBank genome assembly. NCBI's taxonomy places the organism in Eukaryota, Viridiplantae, Streptophyta, Magnoliopsida, Asterales, Asteraceae.